AAUCGCUGAUUGGCCAAUCGGCAUGAGAAAGCUACAUGUACACGAAGUGCUGAAAGAUCUUCAAAACAUUUCUUGAGAAAAUGGUCAAGUUUCAUCGAUAACGGGAGUGUGACAAGAUGAUGCUUUCAGGCCCGAUUCCGACCGACCCUGGCUACUCUCGGUCAACAGAGCGACGUUCAAGCUGGUCAGCCGAGUCAAGUCGACCAGUCCCUAGAGUAAGGCCAGAAGCAGAGGAUAUAGCUACCAAGGCCAAGGGUAGUGUUGGGAACCUGCUUGUUACAGGAGAGAAUGUCUACAGACCGCCAACAAGACAGAAACCUCAACCCAAGGAUUUCAGUAAAGACAAUGUGAGACGGAUGAGACAAAUACAGUCACAGAGUAGAAAGAAACAGCGAGAGGAGGUCAUUGAAAAGAAUAAACCAAUGAAGGUGCUACCGCAGUCUGAGAAGUACAAGGUUGUUCCUUCGAAAGUCACAGAAAACCUCAAGAAAUCACCACCUCCUCCCAGGCCAGCUUCUGCAAACUACUUGAGAUCACACAGUCGAACAGGAGCUGUCUCAAGGGGGCGCUCUCCGAGUCCUGCUCCCCGCCCAAGUAGUGCUGCAUCAGAGGUCAGUCUUCACAUAGAUGGAAAUGCACCUAACUUCAUUGCACACAAUGCCAAGCUGGCCAAGAAAUCAAAACCCCAGAGACCCCCCUCAGCCCAGGCACUCGACUCGUUACAAAAGAAAAGAGAGGGGGAUAUGGAGAGAUACAAGAGAGGCCAAACCCCAAAGUACUUACAAACCAGGCAGAAACAAUGGCAGAGAGAUGAGGAAGAAAGGAUAAGAAACACACCUGAUCCUGACAUGCCGCCGGGUCAUAAGAAAAUGGCGGAGGAAGAGAGGAUUAGAACAUUAGAGAUUCUUAAAGAGAAGGAGAAAGACCUCCAAAGCAGUCUGUUGAAGUUCCCUCUAGCGGUUGAAACCCUACGAGCAAAGAACCAGAAGGCGGAGAUUGAAAACAGGCUGGCUGAGGUUGAAGAGGCAAUUAAGAUAUUUUCAAGGCGGAAAGUCUUCGUCAAAGUGGACAGCUAGAAUGAACUAUUCAGAGACUAUCCAUGAUGUACCUUUAGUGAGUGAGCAUGGGAGAGAGAAAGA
Molecule: messenger RNA, 1139 nt
Organism: Lytechinus variegatus (green sea urchin)
Lineage: Eukaryota; Metazoa; Echinodermata; Echinoidea; Temnopleuroida; Toxopneustidae
Gene: enkd1
Product: enkurin domain-containing protein 1-like
Exons: 7
Coding region: 117-1076 (319 amino acids)
Cellular component (GO): cytoplasmic microtubule
Source: RefSeq, a predicted model, not a curated record